Monoraphidium neglectum is the source of this 855-nucleotide messenger RNA. RefSeq lists its product as hypothetical. Lineage: Eukaryota; Viridiplantae; Chlorophyta; Chlorophyceae; Sphaeropleales; Selenastraceae. The record is from RefSeq and is a predicted model, not a curated record. The coding region runs from base 1 to 855 and encodes 284 amino acids. The transcript is spliced from 4 exons.
AUGCGCGCCACGCCUCGCGCACCCCUGCGUCCCCGCCAGGACGCACACAGCGUCGACAUAUUCAAGCGGAGCUGGGAGGUCUACCAGACCGUCGUGGCCCACGACAGCGUCCACCACAAGCAGCUGUUUGGCGCCAUCAGAGACUACCUGGAAGGCCGCCCGGGCGACAAGCUGUCGAUCCUGGACCUCGGCUGUGGGGACGCCGGCUGCCUCGCGUCCAUCAUCGCCGGCACGCCCUCCCUGCGCGACCGCAUCACAUCAUAUACCGGCAUCGACGCGUCCGCCCCCGCGCUGGCGCUCUGCCGCACCAACAUGGCCGCCGCGCUCGGCGGCGGCGGUGGCGGCGCGGCAGGGGCGGCGGAAAUCGACCUGAGGGAGGGUGGCAUGCUGGAGGGGCUGGCGGCGGCGGCUGAAAGAGGGGAGCGUUUCGACGUGGUGCUCGCGUCGCUGUCGCUGCACCACCUGAGCGAGGCCGAGAAGGCGCGCGCGGUGGAGGCGGUCGGGCGCGUGCUGGCGCCCGGCGGCGCGUUCGUCAUCUGCGACAUCUUCCUGCUGCCGGGCUGGAGCCGGGAUGAGUUCAUGAGGCAGUACCAUGCUGAUGUUUACGAGGUCAACGGUGGAUGGCAGGGGCAGGACAAAGCAGGUAAGGACCUGCUGUGGGCGCACAUUUCGAACUACGAUUUCCCGGUGGAACUCUCGCACUACCAGGCCGCCGCCGCCGCCGCGCGCGCGGCGCCGGGCGGCGCGUUCAUCAGCGCGGAGGGGCGCGUGCUCACCGAGGUGUUCGUGUACAAGGUGGCGGCCUGGGAGGCGCCGCCCGCUGCCGCGGCAGAGGCGGCGGCGGCGGCGAGCUGA